Molecule: messenger RNA, 1769 nt
Organism: Thlaspi arvense
Lineage: Eukaryota; Viridiplantae; Streptophyta; Magnoliopsida; Brassicales; Brassicaceae
Source: the annotation of a GenBank genome assembly
AUUCACUUUCAGAUUUUGCUUCCUUCUUUCGUUUUGCAGCUUUCGUCAUCUUUUCUUCGCGAGAGAAAACUUUUGCAGAAGAAGAUCAAAUUCUUCAGAAAAACUGGUCGAAUUCGUCAGAAACUUCUUUAGGGCGUUGGAGCUGGAGCAUGAGCGGAGAUUCGAACUCGGAUAGAUUUCAGGAGAAUAAGAAGCGGAGAUGCUAGGAGAAUGUGGGAAGCUAUCCAAGGCAGAGAAACUGGUCGAGUUCGUUCUAAUUCCUUCGUCAAUCAAUUCAAAUCCCGCCGGAUUUUGUCUCUCCAGCUCUCUAAUCGAAAAGAUUUUGUUUCUCCUCACCGUGGCUCCGUUAACUCCCUUCAGGCUGAUUUGACAGAGGGGAGAUACUUGCUCUCAGGAGCAUCAGAUGGCUCUGCUGCUGUAUUUGAUAUUCAGCGGGCCACUGAGUACGAGGCAAGUGGUCUUAUUGCGAAGCACAAGUGUAUAUUUACUGUCGACAAGCAACAUGAAAAUGGACAUAAAUAUGCGAUAUCCUCUGCCAUAUGGUACCCCAUUGACACUGGGCUGUUCGUUACAGGUUCAUAUGAUCAUUACAUAAAAGUCUGGGAUACCAAUACUGCACAGGCGGUUGUGGAUUUUAAAAUGCCUGGAAAGGUUUAUAGAACUGCCAUGUCUUCUUUGGCAAUGUCUCACACGUUGAUUGCUGCUGGAACUGAAGAUGUGCAGGUCCGCCUCUGUGAUAUAGCUUCUGGGGCAUUCUCUCACACGUUAUCUGGUCACCGUGAUGGUGUUAUGUCAGUGGAAUGGUCUACUUCCAGCGAAUGGGUUUUGUACACUGGAGGAUGUGAUGGUGCAAUACGUUUUUGGGACAUUAGACGUGCUGGAUGCUUCCGUGUUCUAGAUCAAUCGGUAACACAACUUGGGGUUCGACCACCAGUUUUAAAGCACACAGCGGUUAGCAGUAAGAAGUCAGCAAAGUCUUCUUCGGGGGCACAAAAUAGGUUGAAAUCACUGCAAAGUAAACACACUGGCAGCCAGAUUAUAAAGGGAUCAUAUAGCGCUAAAGCUUCAGUGGAGAAAUCUCGACAGAAGAGACUUCACCCUGGAAUGUUAUCUACUCUAGAUCGUGCUACGGCUCAUUAUGGUGCUGUUACUGGAUUGAAGGCAACUAAUGAUGGGAUGUAUCUUCUUAGUGCUGGGUCGGAUUCAAGAAUACGAUUAUGGGAUACUGAAUCUGGAUGCAAUACCCUUUUGAACUUUGAAACUGGACGCAUCCAGACCAACAAAGCGAUUCAGUUAGCUACAAGCGAUGAUCCAGCUCUUGUAUUUGUCCCGUGCAUGAAGACUGUGAAGGCUUUUGGCAUGUGGUCGGGUAAAACAAGACUGAUGUUUCGUGGACACUACGAAAGCGUGAACUGUUGCUGCUUCAAUUCCACUGAUCAGGAACUAUACACAGGUGGUGCAGAUAGACAAAUACUUGUGUGGUCACCAGGCGGAACCAUGGAAGGCGAAAUGGUGCAAGAUGAAGUUGCCGAAGAUAAAGACAACUGGAGCGACUAAGAAAUCAAGUUUGGGGCAGUUUUUUUCCUUCACAACUUAUAUUAUAGCUUCGAUGGUUAUAUUUUUGCUGUAAAACCGAAAUGUUUUGUUAGUUAAUCAGAAUAUGUUCAUCCAGCUAAAAUGCAGUUUAUAUGACUUUCGAAAAAAAAAUUUGAAACAAUAACGGAGCUACAGGCAAACCUGCAUCGUAUUUCUAAUUUUUCUCAAACCCG